AUGAAUGUGGACCUGAGCGAGCAACACAAUAUCAAUGAGCGUUCAAGUCAGCAAACUAGCGAUGUGGACUGCAGUGGAGGUCAUGCUAGAUCGCAUGGCAGUGUCAACUCAUCUGAAACGAUCCUGGAGCUCUUGUUUGGUGUUUGCAUUUCGUUAUGUAAAGAGCGUCCGAUUGAUAGUCAGCCGAGUUCUAUGAUUCUUCACUUUUUCAGUGGCAUCUUAGGGUUCUCCAAGUCUCUAGAUGCCUUCCUUCCUGCAAGGUCGUUUACAUCGCACUUGUCGGCACUUAUAUACAUCCAGCGACUGCUCUUUCUUGAGUAUGCUCUCCCACUGCGAGCAUAUCCAUCACUUGGAAUCCAGCACCGGCCUCGCACUCAACAAGUUGAGCGACUGAACUCCAUUCGCAAAUCAUACAUGGUCAUAGGCUCAGAGUCUUCCUUGGAGGAAUUUUUCACCCUUCGGAGCUACGGUCGAGUAAUGGCCCGGUCUGACACGCCGUCCUUUCUCCCGCGAUGGAGUGAGGAUGGUCAAUCAGUACACUGGGGGGAGUCGAGUAAACUGACUAUGGACCAGUUCCGGCUACUUCUGAGGCGACUGAUUGAGCAAGCUGCCGAAGUCUGUGAUGAGCCUCUAUUCGGUUUAGAAUGCUCCGUGGAUCUCUCGAAAAUUAAAGAUGAAAUAACUAACAGCAAAAGAGGGUUCUCGUUUGUUACCCACCCAGAGAAUGGUCUUGUGGAGGAAUAUCUCAAACUGUUCCGGCGUGCAUGCACUGCAAAGCAUGGAAACUUAUCAUCGCCCAAAGGGCAGUGGAACUGGAAAGCCGUGUGGGCAUACCUCGCGAAAGAGAAACGAUUUUGCAUUCUACUUGCCUUAAUCAGGUACUUGUCUGGGGGACAAUUACCGAGGUGGUCGGAGCUCCUCGAUAUCUGGUGCGUUAAUGGCGAGUUCGUGGAAAGGAGCAUUUAUGUAUACAAGUCGAUGAUACUGUAUUUGAUCCGCCACCACAAAGCCAAAGAUCAGCGAAUAAUUAGUUCAGCGUCGCCCGUUUUCUACCGGCUGAAGCCAGUCGACUGGUGUAUAAAUAUCUUGCGAUUAUACGGCCAUUCAUUGAUCUAA
Metarhizium robertsii ARSEF 23 is the source of this 1116-nucleotide messenger RNA. RefSeq lists its product as uncharacterized. NCBI's taxonomy places the organism in Eukaryota, Fungi, Ascomycota, Sordariomycetes, Hypocreales, Clavicipitaceae. The transcript has a single exon. The record is from RefSeq and is a predicted model, not a curated record. Bases 1 to 1116 code for a protein of 371 amino acids.